UUAUAGAGCAAGUGGAGAAAAAGAAGUUUCCUCCUGCCUCGUGAAUUUUGUUUAAAGCUUUAAAAAAAUUAAAGUGGUACAUUGAGUGUGCUUUGGUGGAUUUGCUGCUAACCUCUGUGUGAGUGGAGGAAUGUUGCAGUUCAUCCAUAAGGAGGUUCAUGAUCAUGUAGCGGAACACAGGAUUCCACAGACACGGCUCGUGACCAAGGAUGGUCACUGUAACAUUGAAUUCAGCAAUGUCGCUUAUCACAGCCAUUUUGCUUACCUAAUGGACUUCUGGACCACCUUUGUUGAGAUCCGAUGGCGUUUUGUUAUACUUUCUUUUGUCGCUGCUUUCACGGGGAGCUGGUUUGUCUUCGGCCUGCUGUGGUAUUUCAUUGCAAAAAGCAACGGGGACCUGGAGGGAGAGAAUGUUCCUGAUGGUCAUUUAAAGUGUAUCGAAAAUAUAAACGGUCUCACAAGUGCCUUUCUUUAUUCAUUAGAGACACAGACGACCAUUGGAUAUGGUGGACGAGCUUUGACAGGUCACUGUGCCCAGACAGUAGCCCUUCUCGUUGUCCAAUCUCUAAUGGGUGCCAUUAUAAAUUGCUUUAUGUGCGGCUUGAUCCUGGCCAAAAUCUCCCUCCCAAAAAAUCGAGCAAAGACUGUUACUUUUAGUGACACUGCUGUGAUCUGUUUGAAAAACCAAACUCUGUGCUUGCAGAUCAGAGUCGCCAACCUCCGGAAGACGCUGCUCAUUGGCAGCCAUAUUUACGGCAAGCUCUUGAAAACCAGUGUCACUCUGGAUGGAGAGCCCAUCAUCCUAGACCAGGUCAAUGUUGACUUCCUGGUGGACGCUGGCAAAGAUAACCUCUUCUUUAUUUGUCCGCUGACGCUGUACCAUGUAAUUGACACCUCUAGUCCUUUUUUGGAGAUGACUGCUGAUACACUUCAGCAGCACAACAUUGAGCUGGUGGUCUUCUUGGAGGGCAUGGCCGAAUCCACGAGUUCCUCAUGCCAAGUUCGCACGUCCUACAUUCCAAGUGAGAUCCAGUGGGGUUACUGCUUCCUGCCCAUCAUCUCCCGAAACAAAGGGGGAAAAUACCAUGUUGACUUUUCAAAUUUCUCCCAAACUGUUCCCGUAGCCACGCCUCACUGCCACAGCUGUUAUCUAAAUCAACUAAACAAAGAUCUUGCACUUCAUCAGCAUGCACAGCAAGGCAUCGACAAUCCUGGGUUUGAGGUAGUUACUACCGAGGAUUUAGUGAACAAUGUGCAAAAGUGACUUUUGGCUGUAGAAACCAAUGACAUUUUAGUGCUGUCAAUGCUCUUACAAGGAAAAAACAUACACUAAACAGGGGUUUCUCCAAGACCUUUAGCCUAGAACAAAAUGCUGCUUUAAAACAAAACCCGACUGAAAAUUGAUUAAGCAUGACUGUUUAGGAUCAACCUAAACCAAUCGUUAUUAGUAUGUCAGUAUGGAAUAUUUGUUUUGAAUAAAAAAAGGACAAAUUAGGUGUUCCUCAGGGUUCUACAAGACGGCCUUUCCUAUGUUCACUCUGCAUGUUAUCUUUGGAUGGUAACCACUGUGUGGUUAGUUGUCCUUUACUCAUAUGUAAUCAACUGACUUUCAGUUAUAACUUUUUGUUUGGAAACUGUCUGGAGCCAAAAUCCCACUUUGUUUGCAGGUUGUGUAUUUUCCUAAUUAAACAUUUUAGUUUUUUUUUUUUAAAGUGGAAUAUUUGCUAUCUUUAAUUUGUUCUAAUAACUACAUAUGGCUCAUAUUAACUUCAGGCUGCUAAUCAACAUGACUGUCUCGUCACUCUGAGAACAACUGUAAAAGAUUUCUCCUGCC
This is a messenger RNA of Silurus meridionalis, 1834 nucleotides long. RefSeq names its product potassium inwardly rectifying channel subfamily J member 1b (gene kcnj1b). Gene Ontology annotation, cellular component: plasma membrane. NCBI's taxonomy places the organism in Eukaryota, Metazoa, Chordata, Actinopteri, Siluriformes, Siluridae. The record is from RefSeq and is a predicted model, not a curated record. Bases 131 to 1264 code for a protein of 377 amino acids. Gene Ontology annotation, molecular function: ATP-activated inward rectifier potassium channel activity. Gene Ontology annotation, biological process: regulation of monoatomic ion transmembrane transport; potassium ion import across plasma membrane. The transcript has 2 exons.